UGCAUGUUCAAGUACAUUUUAAAAAUAAAACAAUAAAGAAAACUCACUUCCGCGAGUGUUUUCGUAAAAAAAUCCCCAACGGAUGCCACUUUCUCUAUUGGGACGAAUUUGCAGUAAAAUCCAUUCAAAAUAAGUAAGGUCAGUUCAAAGAUGGUGCUGGAGCACCAGGGCUUACUCUCGAACAUGUCGGGUCCUGGAUUGCAGCCAGCACUGCGUUUUUAUGCGGCAGCUGCUGCAGCGCAGGGUCGUGUUCCGGCAUGGCCCUUUCUGCAAUUUGGAGCCCCGGGACUUUUUGGAAGCCCGUUUUUGCAGAGACCUCCGCGAUUUCCGGGAGGAGCAAAUGGACCUGCUGCAGCGCUAAAUGGCUUGGCAGGACUCAAUGGCCUUACUGGAGUCUCACAUCCAGGCAUUUCACCGCAACGAACGCAACCGGGACCGCCGAGCGAGGACUCGAACGACGACAGAGGCUCUGCAGCGGAUGGCGAUGACGAAAGUAGUGCAUCAAAGCGCCGACGAUCUAGAACAAAUUUUAAUUCGUGGCAAUUAGAGGAAUUAGAACGUGCUUUUAACGCGAGUCAUUAUCCGGAUGUCUUCAUGCGGGAGGCACUGGCGAUGCGAUUGGACCUAAAAGAAAGUCGAGUAGCGGUUUGGUUUCAAAAUAGACGCGCAAAGUGGAGAAAAAAGGAACACACAAAGAAAGGACCCGGUAGACCCGCACAUAAUGCUCAUCCACAAUCAUGUUCAGGAGAGCCGAUUCCGCCGAAUGAGCUGAAGGCGAGAGAAAGAUCACGUCGCAAAAAGAAACUCGCCAAGGCGCUCGAACGCCAAGCCCGUAAACUCCGCGCCAAAGGUAUCACAGUCGACCUCGAGGCACUUCGCAACGAAUACUUGUCGCAACAUCGAAUUAACCAGUCAGACACGGAAAGUGAUGGCGAGCAUGGCGACGACGACGACCAAAUUGACGUUGUCGGUGACGAUUCGUGCGACGACGAGCCCGAAGAUUGCUCGAUGCAACGUCGCACCAGCACGGAAGACGAUCGCAACCUCGACUUGGAUCACGAAAGUAACGAAAGUAGUAAUCACCACCAACUGCAUCAUCAUCUUAAUAGUAAGAAUAGUCGACCGAUAAAUCCCUUUAGUAUAGAAUCUCUCUUGUAUAAUAAUACGUGAAGUUGUAAGUGGAUGAAAUUUUUAUUCGAUUAAAGUUUUUCAUAUUUUUUUCCUUGAAUUAUCAUUUUUUUACAAUAGAAAAUUUAACAGAUGCAUGACAAAUAAUAAAUAACGAGAUAGAUGAAAAAAUGUGAUUAUUUAUAUAAAUUAUGAUAAAU
Culicoides brevitarsis is the source of this 1328-nucleotide messenger RNA. RefSeq names its product homeobox protein unc-4-like. The coding region runs from base 151 to 1170 and encodes 339 amino acids. NCBI's taxonomy places the organism in Eukaryota, Metazoa, Arthropoda, Insecta, Diptera, Ceratopogonidae. The transcript has 4 exons. Gene Ontology annotation, biological process: regulation of DNA-templated transcription. Gene Ontology annotation, molecular function: sequence-specific double-stranded DNA binding; DNA-binding transcription factor activity, RNA polymerase II-specific. The record is from RefSeq and is a predicted model, not a curated record.